Messenger RNA from Pseudomassariella vexata, 959 nucleotides. Its product is annotated as putative peroxisomal membrane protein. Gene Ontology annotation, cellular component: peroxisome; mitochondrion; cytoplasm. The coding region runs from base 141 to 641 and encodes 166 amino acids. NCBI's taxonomy places the organism in Eukaryota, Fungi, Ascomycota, Sordariomycetes, Amphisphaeriales, Pseudomassariaceae. Gene Ontology annotation, molecular function: thioredoxin peroxidase activity. The record is from RefSeq and is a predicted model, not a curated record. The transcript is spliced from 3 exons. Gene Ontology annotation, biological process: hydrogen peroxide catabolic process; cell redox homeostasis; cellular response to oxidative stress.
AGCUCCUUGGCUUCGUCUCGGUUUUUGACACAACUCUUUUGUUUUCUUCCCAACACCACUCCAGGCAAACUGUUGCCUCGUCCAAGCUCAACCAAAUCCAUCAGACCACUUUAUCAUUCCAUUGACUAGCAGCCAUCACCAUGUCUGAGCUCAAAGCCGGAGACUCUUUCCCUGAGGGCGUAAGCUUCACAUAUGUCCCGCCCAGCCCAGACACCAGCGAUAUCACAGCCUGCGGAAUACCCGUCAAGUACAAUGCUAGCGAAGAAAUCAAGGACAAGAAGGUCGUCAUCGUCGCCGUCCCCGGCGCCUUCACGCCCACCUGCCAAAACCAGCACAUCACGGGCUACAUCUCAAAGCUCUCGGAGCUGAAGUCCAAGGGCGUCGACCAGCUCAUCGUCAUCGCCUUCAACGACGCCUGGGUCAUGUCGGCCUGGGGCAAGGCCAACGGCAUCAAGGACGACUCCAUCCUCUUCAUGUCGGACGAUGGCAACGCCUUUAGUCAGACUUUGGGCUGGACAAUGGGUGCCCGUACCGCCCGUUAUGCCAUAGUCGUCGAGAAUGGAAAGGUCGUCUACGCCGAAAAGGAGCCGGCUAAGGGGGUUACUGUCUCGGGCGCUGAUGCCGUUCUGGCUAAGCUAUGAGCGUACUCGGAGUCACCUUGGAGCAAAGAGGAUCCAGGCCCAGGUUGGAAGCCCUUCCAAAGAGGAACUAUACGUCAUAGAACAAUACAUGUGGCAACGGCUACGUACAGACCGGUAAUAGAAAUUAAAUAGGCAGACCCGACACUUGAAUUCCUCCCUGUCUCCCAAGGCUCGCUCGUUGUAGUCUCCCUAACAUGGCAAGGUCCGGUGGGUGUUGCAGCUCGGCCACAACUCACGGCUUGAAGUCACGUUAGUUGCUGGUGGAUCAGGAGGGCAAAUCUGGUCUUGGCGCCAGUCAUGCUUAUCAUGAAUAGCAGA